UUAGCUUUAGUCUGGACAUUCAUCCAGACGCUGUUUAAACGCCCUUCAUCGGUUUAGUCUUACUCUUUUACUCGCUGUGUAUAGUCGGUGUGCGCACCAGUGCUGUACGAUCGUGAAGAUUGCUGCCAUUAUCCAUUCACUGUCUGCGGGUCAUGGGGUCUAUGUUCCGCAGUGAGGAGGUAUGUCUUGUGCAGCUGUUCCUGCAGUCGGGUGCUGCCUACAACUGCAUCAGUGAGCUGGGAGAGUUGGGCAUCGUGGAGUUUAGAGAUCUGAAUCCAAAUGUGAACGCCUUUCAGAGGAAGUUUGUCAGUGAGGUGAGGAGAUGUGAGGAGCUGGAGAAAACCUUUGGUGAGUUACUCUGGGUAUUAUGCCGCUCUCUUUCACUGCGCUCGCCCCUGGAGGAGCCGGUACCCACCCUUCCAGCUCCACAGCCCAAGGAGCUGCUCACUAUCGAGGAGGAGAGCGAACGCUUGGCUCGUGAGCUCAGGGAGGUGUCUAGGAACAGAGACAGCAUCCGUGCUCAGCUGACUCAGCUGUGCCAGUAUCAAGGAGUGCUCACUCAGACGCACUUCCUCACUGCUUCACAGACACCACCGCUCUCGUUUGAUCCGGCACGCGUAACCGAGAACAGGCAGGAUGUGAGGCUGAGUUUUGUUGCGGGUGUGGUGCACCCAUGGAAGGUGCCUGCCUUUGAGAGGCUACUGUGGCGGGCGUGCCGUGGUUACAUCAUCGUGGACUUUCGAGAGAUGGAGGAGAAGCUGGAACACCCUGAGAGUGGGGAGAUGGUGCAGUGGACAAUCUUCCUCAUCUCUUAUUGGGGGGAUCAGAUUGGACAAAAAGUAAAGAAGAUCUGUGAUUGCUUCCACACACAGAUGUUUCCAUAUGCGGAGAGCCAGGCCGAGAGAGAGGAGGUUUUGAGUGAACUGAGGCGCAGGAUUGAGGACAUCCAGUCUGUGAUUAGUGAGACAGAACAGUACCUGCAACAGCUCUUAAUGCGGGCCGUGGCAGUCCUGCCAAAGUGGCGGGUGCGUGUGCAGAAGUGUAAGGCCGUGCAGCUGGUGUUGAACCUCUGCAGCCCCUCCGUCACUGAGAAGUGCCUGAUCGCCGAGGCCUGGUGCCCUGUGAACCAACUCUCUGCCCUGCAGAACGCCCUGCGCGAGGGAGGGAGGAAGAGUGGUAGCAGUGUUGAUUCAUUCUAUAAUCGUUUGCCUGCUACCACCUCUCCUCCUACCGUCUUUCCUACCAACAGCUUCACUUCAGGAUUCCAGAACAUAGUAGAUGCUUAUGGAGUAGCCAGCUAUAGGGAGGUCAACCCAGCUGUUUACACCAUCAUCACUUUCCCCUUCUUGUUUGCUGUGAUGUUUGGUGAUGUUGGUCAUGGCAUUGUAAUGACACUUGCUGCUCUCUGGAUGGUUCUGGAAGAAAAGGACCCCAAAAUGAGAAACAACACCAAUGAGAUCUGGCGUAUGAUGUUCGGGGGACGCUACCUCAUCCUACUCAUGGGUCUCUUCUCCAUCUACACUGGGGCCAUCUAUAACGAGUGCUUCAGCCGGGGCCUCAGCACCUUUUCAUCUGGUUGGCGCAUACGGCCCAACGCUGAGCACUAUAACUGGACUGAGGAAACAUUCAAAAAUAAUCUUUACCUUUCGCUGGAUCCGAAUGUUACUGGGGUUUUCACUGGGCCAUACCCUUUUGGCAUCGAUCCGAUCUGGGGGCUGGCUAAUAACCACCUCACGUUCCUCAACUCCUACAAGAUGAAGAUGUCCGUCAUUAUUGGAGUCAUCCACAUGACCUUUGGUGUCUGUUUAUCUGUCUUCAACUACAUACACUUUAGGGAGAUGAGCAGUGUGUUUCUGGUGCUGAUCCCUGAACUAUGUUUCAUGCUGUGUUUGUUUGGCUACCUGAUCUUCAUGAUCAUUUUUAAGUGGGUGACCUUUGGCCCCAUGCACUCUGACUCUGCACCCAGCAUCCUCAUCCACUUCAUAGACAUGUUCCUGUUCACGGAGAACAACGAGAAUGCACCACUCUACCAAGGCCAGAUGAUAGUGCAGAAGGUUCUGGUGAUUGUAGCUUUGUGUUCAGUCCCUGUGCUACUGCUGGGGAAGCCCAUCUAUGAGUACAUCACAUAUAAGAAGAAGAAACACCAGCCCUCUGGUGAAAGGCGCCCUCUACUGGCAGAAAGUGGCUCCAUAAAUGUUCAACAGGGAGAGACGGAGACGAGAGAUGACGAGAUGUUUGAUGGGCCAGACGUGUUCAUGCACCAGGCCAUCCACACUAUAGAGUACUGCCUGGGCUGUAUCUCCAAUACAGCCUCCUAUUUACGUCUUUGGGCACUCAGUCUGGCACACGCACAGCUGUCAGAAGUGCUUUGGGUGAUGGUGAUGCGGUUCUCCUUCUCACAGCAUGGCUAUGUGGGAAGUGUGAUCAUGGCUGUCAUAUUUGCAGUCUUUGCUGUGCUGACGGUUUCAAUUCUACUUGUCAUGGAAGGGCUGUCAGCUUUUCUACAUGCUUUGCGACUUCACUGGGUGGAAUUUCAGAACAAGUUCUACAGUGGAACAGGCUACAAACUCAAUCCAUUUGCCUUUGCCUCCAUAAUCAGUCUCUCCUCAGCUAAUUAAUGGUCAAUGUCAAAUAAUUAUGUUCUUGGAAACUUGAAACUGCAAUGGUACAUUUUAACCCAAACAUAUAGAAAAUGGUAAUGUUGAAUUUAUUGUUGGCAAUGUUGAACCUGUUAUAAUCUAAGACAAAAUCUCUGUCAGAUCAAUGUUCAUGAUGGUGACGCAUCCCUUUUUAAUACUGUGUUGACCAGUUUUGAGCUUUCUUAUAAGGGUUAGUAUUUGGAUUAGGAUGAGAGAAGCUUUUUAGCUUUUUCUUCAUUCAACUAAACUUUAUUUAUUGUUUUCCAUGUAAACAAUUGUUAUUGCUGUAGUACUUCACCGAAGUUCAGUAAGCACAGAAUGUAACUCAGGGAAAUGUUAUAUAUGUGUAUGACUGGUCUGACUGGUUUGUGAAGUGGUUUGGUGAUAACGCAGCUCAGGAAAAGGCCAAAGCUAUGGUUAUACCAAAGGUUGGUUUUUUUUUUUAUUUAAUAGAAUUGAAUGUGCUUUUCAUAAUUCAGAAAUGCAUUUAUUUCCAGGUGUUUUCUUCUUGCCAUGUGGUUUCUUUAAAAUGUCUUUUUAAAAAAUGAACUUGUUUAGUGACUUACCUGAAGUAUUUUAAUGACACAGUACCAAUUAGCUUUAAAAUUAGAAUGUAAGUCUGAAAUACAGUACAAGAGUCUAAGCAAGUCUCUUACAGUUUUGAGAGUUCUAUAUGUAAAUUGCUUUAAGAAACCUGCCAAUGUGGAAACCCAUGUCCCCGUGUUUAGAAAAUAUGCAGAAGACUGUAACAGGCUGGUGUCUUGGACUUGGAUUAAGCAUUGGAAUAAAUUGCAAUGCCAAUAAAUUACCAUUAGAACAGGGA
Molecule: messenger RNA, 3462 nt
Organism: Electrophorus electricus (electric eel)
Lineage: Eukaryota; Metazoa; Chordata; Actinopteri; Gymnotiformes; Gymnotidae
Source: RefSeq, a predicted model, not a curated record